Molecule: messenger RNA, 1148 nt
Organism: Drosophila obscura
Lineage: Eukaryota; Metazoa; Arthropoda; Insecta; Diptera; Drosophilidae
Exons: 4
Coding region: 264-902 (212 amino acids)
Source: RefSeq, a predicted model, not a curated record
UUUCAGUUCAGUUGCGAAUUUCAUACAACGCGAGACGGUUGAGCAUUGAGCGCCGCUAGAAUUCCGAAAGAUACACUGCUUCAUUCCACAAAAAGUCAACCAAAAAACAUAAAAAAAAAGAAGUUUCGCGAUUAGGCGGAAAUUAGUCAAGCAAAUAAUUAUUCAUCUGUCCGUCCGUGCAAGUGAGAGUGUGUGUUCGCGUGCAAUCUCAAGUGAAAAGUGUUCGGGGGGUAAACCAGAUCAGAAACAAAGACAGCCCAAAGAUGAUUGAGAGACGCAGUCAACUGGACAAGAUAAUUAUCACUGCCAUGGACCGAUUCGUUUGGUUCGUCCUUCUGGUGGUGAUGUCCCACCUGGUCACGGAGUUCACCCGCGUCUCCGGCUAUGCCCGCGGUCAACGACACGAGCUUGUGCUGUUGAAUGAUACGAUGCUGCAACCGAUGCCAGUGCAGAAUAUGCUGCUCUACCCCAGCCGCCACGAGUAUGGUCAGUACCAACAGCGUCCUUCCAUGAACAGCCUGCAGCAGAAUGCGGCUCUUCUGUUCAGCAGCCUGGCGGCAGGAGCAGGAACGGGACCAUCUGUUGAGCCCAGCAGCAAUGCGGCCAUUCUGGCUGUGGGUGACAGCCAGCCAGCACACAAUUCCGAGCCCAGCUAUCCCCUUUUCAGUCUGCGCCCCUUAAUUGACAGCAUUUUCGAGAUUCCCAUUUCGACGCUGCGCGCUGUCAACAAUAUGGUGGGACGUCUGACCGGUGGCUAUCGGCAGGCAACGACGGAAGUGUCACAAAAAUCUGUGGCGGCAGGAACGGUCCUGCCCUCGGGCAAUCCCAGCUCCAAUCCCACCACCACCGGUUCGCAGUUCACGAUGUCGCAGCGCAGAGAAAUGCGCGAGGAGAUGUCGUAACUUAAAUCCCGAUUAGUUUUUAGUUGUGCAUGAAUGGUGGAGCAUUUCUCUGAGUGUAUGCUCGGGUGUUUUUCGUGUGUUUGUUUCGUGUGCAUUUAUGUAGUUUGUUUCUUAAUGUUUGACUUUUGUGAUAUAUGUGACGUUGUUGUAAGACUAGUUUAAGGAUGUUUAUGUCCGCCCCAAAAAAAGAAAAUCCAAAAAAAGUAUAUCUAUGUACAUACGUUUAAAAUAAAUGUAGAAAAAUAA